GCCCGCUCCGGUGCUGUGCGUGGGGACGGUGCUGGGUCCCGGUGCGGCGGCGGGAGCGGCGAUGGGGUGGCGGCGGCGGGCGGCGCUGUGCGGGGCGGCGCUGGCGCUGGCGGGCGGCGCGGCGCUGGCCUGGGGCUGCGCGAGGCUGCGGGCGCGCGCCGGCCCCGCGCGGCAGGGUAAAGGACACAGCAAGCAGAUACUGGUGUUGGGCCUGGAUGGGGCUGGGAAGAGCAGCGUUCUCCAUACCUUGGCAACUAACCGGGUCAAGCGCAGCGUGGCUCCAACGGAGGGCUUCCAUGCCAUCUGCAUCAACACUGAUGAGUCCCAGAUGGAGUUCCUGGAGAUUGGGGGCAGUGAAGCUCUGCGUUCUUACUGGAAGAUGUACCUUCCCAAAGUGCUGUUGCUGAUCUAUGUCGUGGACUCGGCUGAUCAUGCCCGACUGCCUAUGGCAAAGCAGCUGCUUCAUCAACUGAUUCAGAACGACUCCACCCUGCCGGUGGUGGUUCUGGCCAACAAGCAGGACCUCGAAGGUGCAUAUUGCAUCACCGAUAUCCACGAUGCUCUGGCACUGUCUGAUAUUGGGGACGAGAGGAAGAUGUUCUUGAUUGGUACCCAUGUGGCAGAUGAUGGCUCCGAGAUCUCCUCCAGCAUGAAGGAUGCCAAGGAGCUGAUAGCGCAGCUGGUUCUGGAAGCACAGUGACAGCUCUUUUCCUGCAGCAUGAUGUUUGCAGCUGAGGGAGAUGAGGUGUUAGUGUAUGGUCAGUUUGCUGCAUGGUGGCUGAAAUGUACAGGUAUCUUUUCCUCAUGGGUAUGAAAUUCCUCCGAAAAUGAUGUCUAUUUGGUAAGAAAAUCUAAUUUAUAGUGGUUUAAAAAUACAUUUGAAAAGUAGUCUAUUUUUAGUGUAUUUGUAGGGGGAAACUAGUCUUUCGGACAACAAGAGUUGAGGGGAUAUGUAACCUAGAUGGGCUGAGCUGGCUUCUUGCUAGAUGGGAAUCAAGCAUUCACUUCAGUAGAACAAAAUUGUGUUCAGUGAACUUAACCCGGCUUGAUGUCUCAGGCUUAAAUUUAAAUGUGCUUAUUGCACAGGUUUUACACAACCCUGUUGACAGUGUUGCUCUAUUAACGAUGAGACCUCACUUUGUGAGAUUGUGAGAAAUUGAAAGUGCUGUGAGGGGUAUUUUUGAUAUUUUGUUUUGUCACUGUAACAGAGCCAGCUUUCAGGGGAGUGGCAAAUCAGUAAUCACUGGAAAUUGGGUUGGUUACUGCUUCUUUAGUGGCUAAGAACAAGGAAAUGAAAGUGGUAAAGCAUUAAGUGUUUCUUUGCCUACAGGGGAAAAGCAAAACAGUAUAAUUGAAGGCAGGGACUGGAAGCAUUUAAGGUAAAUUGGCCGCAAAGGUGGGAGGCUUCUCCAUCAGGCUGAGCAGCUGCUUUCGGCUUAGCCCUUGCACAAGCAGUCUCACCUGUGAAGAGCUUGCUGUGUGUUGAACGUGAUGUCUGUCGUCACUGCAGGCGAGGAAGAAGAGCGUUGACAUGUGUUCCUCCUGAUUGUGCUCCAAGGAUGUGAUCCGGGCGGUUUCUAUGCAGGACCCGUUUUACAACUGCAUUUAUUGUAAGGGGGGUUUGUAGCUUUGUC
Molecule: messenger RNA, 1634 nt
Organism: Cuculus canorus (common cuckoo)
Lineage: Eukaryota; Metazoa; Chordata; Aves; Cuculiformes; Cuculidae
Gene: ARL9
Product: ADP ribosylation factor like GTPase 9
Exons: 4
Coding region: 62-700 (212 amino acids)
Molecular function (GO): GTPase activity; GTP binding
Source: RefSeq, a predicted model, not a curated record